AUGCCACAAGUCGCGCUCUCCACGAUGAUUGCUGCAUCACCACCCUGCUGGCAGCCCCCGGGACUUUCAGCCUCCAAACAGAACCUCUUUCGGCUCCAAGGUAACGACAACCUCAGAGCGUUGGAUGUCCGGAUUACAUACUUCGAAGCGGCAAAUUCCCAAGAGAUGAUGCGGCCAUUGAAGCGUUUGCUUAUGUCUUGUCCUAACCUUGGCCGAUUGAAGUUGGUUAUCGCUUAUCCAAGCGGUGGCUGUGUGGUCGAGGGACCCUCGCGGCAAUACUACGGUCUCGGUUUUCAGGACGGAGAGCGCCUGCCGUCUCUGGAGGAGUUGGCCCCGACAACAUAUCCCUUCGGCGACGAGCGCAGAACAGAAGGCUACCCAGAGAAGGGCACCGAGAUCCAUUACUGGGCCUCCAACAUGGACUGGUCACUUUUGUUCUGCUCGCCCAAGCUCGUCGCGUUGGAGGUCUUCGACCACUACGAUGACGACUGGUAUCCUGAGGCCAUCCAGAGUUUCUACCUCCAUGUCCCCGCGGCGCUGAGAAGCAUCUCUACCACCACUCUCAAGACGGUCACGCUUGAGGGUAUCAUACGGCAUGCAGAUACGCUAGAAGAGCUUCGCAUACAUCAAGCGGAGGCGGAAGCGCACCAACCAAGCUGGGAGUCCGGGGCCGUUGAUCUCGCAUCGCUGAAACGCAUUCAGCAGGAAUGUCGCAAAAUUGCAACACUGACGCUGGACGUUCCGCGUUCUGGUGGAUGGCCGUAUGCUGCGUUCGAUGUACUUGCCUCCUUUCCAGCCCUGAGGGAGCUGGAGAUCUGGUUCGAUAUUGGACUGUGCGACGCCGACAGGCCAGUCAAGCCAUACGUCACGAUUUCGGCGGCGAGGCAUAUAUUCGAGUACCUCCUUUCUGGACGACCUAGUGGUUCCUCGCAGUUGCAAACAGUAACCCUACACUCGGACGCCCCGUAUUGGCCAGAAUCCGGAUGGCUACAGUCCCCCGAAUCGUACUGGGCGCACUACAACAGCACGUUGUUCCACUGCCGGAUUUCAGAGCUAGACGACGAGGCGAUCCUUGGCUUGUUCUCCGUUGAAUGCCCGAAAGUCGCAGCGGCCGAGAAAAGGCAGAAGGUCUAA
Messenger RNA from Anthostomella pinea, 1134 nucleotides. Lineage: Eukaryota; Fungi; Ascomycota; Sordariomycetes; Xylariales; Xylariaceae. The record is from the annotation of a GenBank genome assembly.